Messenger RNA from Microbotryum saponariae, 699 nucleotides. NCBI's taxonomy places the organism in Eukaryota, Fungi, Basidiomycota, Microbotryomycetes, Microbotryales, Microbotryaceae. The record is from the annotation of a GenBank genome assembly.
AUGCCGACGAGGAAGCCGAUGGCGACGGCGAAGACGAGUAUUGAGAUAGCACAGCUGGGAGGAAGAAGAGACCCGAAGGACCGAUGUACAUCUUCACAGAGUCUCCAAGUUGGUGAAAGCGCCAUUGAACGCGGCAAGUUUCUGGCUCCAAGUCUUGUGUGUCAGAACCCAAUCAUACUGAUUCUCUUCUAAUUCUAUUUACUUCUCAUGCCACUAUUCCACUCCUACUUUGCACUCCUUCUUUAGCCUAUUACCCUCUACGCCGGAUCCCAGCGCCUGAUCGAGACUCGGUUGACACGUUGGCUUGGGUUGAAGUCGCGCGCCUCGCGGGCACUCGUCUCUCUUCCUUCUUCAUCCAUCUUCCAUCCUCGAUCUUGCGCUCGUACUCAACCCCUUGAGUCGGGAUCCAGUCCUCCAUACUUCUCACAUUGUGCGCCCGGGUCUCGGUCUGGUGAUGCUCGGCGUUUUGCUCUCGUGGCUCAUCUUCUCCGGGUCGACAUGGCGCCCGUCGGGAACAAGUGGAAACGAGCGAUGUUGACUCGGCUCUCUCGGGGAAGGGUGAAGAUGACGAGCAAUGUACCCAAGCCGCUCAGGGCCCAGCCGACCCAGCAGAUGAGGCGCCAUUUGCCCGUGCCGCGGGCGAUCAGACAGGCGAUGUUGAUACCAACACUGACACCGAUCGAGAGGAAGACCUGGUAG